AUGUUGUCCAACACCAUCACCAUCGUUCCCAGCAUCGAGGCCCGGGUCGUCGAGCCCUUGCAGCCAUUUGACACCUCGCGCCGGGUGAGCUUCCCUGCGGCCCUUCCCCUCGACACGCUGGCGUGGGCGAGAAAGAAGGCGGCAAAUGAGGCUCUGGUCGAACGCGUCGCGGAGAUCAUCGCCUCGUACCGCAUCAGCGGGCCCGAGGACCGGUACGAGGACGUAUACAAGCCCAAACUCCUCGAGACGCUGCGGUAUUUUGUCUCCAAGCAGGAACCCAUCAACAUGGUGGUCCCCGCGUACCCGUUCAAGAGCCCCAACCGCGAGGAGAAAGUCCUCGGACCGGACCCAGACGUCGGCGAGCGCAUGUCCCUCGAGCAUUUCAACUCGAUGGGUGCGCGCAUCCAGCAGAUCUACCCGCCCGGUGGACACGUCACCAUCGUCAGUGACGGGUGCUGCUAUAAUGACCUGCUGGGCGUGUCCGACGAGGAGGUCUUCCGAUACGCAGAGGGCCUGCACCGCAUCGUGGACAGGCUGGGGCUGAAGCAUAUCAAAUUCUCAGACCCCUUCGACCUGAUCGAGGGACGACACAACGUCCCCGUCACUGAGGAGGAAUACGCCAGCCGCAUCGGCGAGCUCAAGGACCGGCUGUUUCGCUUGUAUCUCCCCGCCGGCUACGACUUUGACGAGGACCUGAAGAAAGACCCCAACGCGACCCUGACAUAUCGGGGCUACAUCCGGUUCCUCAUGUCCGACCUCGCCCUCUUCUUCAAGGAACAGAAGAUGAGCAAGAGCGCCAUCAAGAAGCACUGCUCCAACGUGGCCCGCGGCAUGAUCGAACGCGGCAAGGCAUUCUCCGCCCUCGUCGCCACGGCCUCCCCCCUGCACGUCCGGCUCUCCAUCCACGCCAGCGACAACACGGGCAAGCUCUCCGUCGCGCUGCUGCCGCACAAACGGUACAGCACCUUCCCCGUCACCCCCUGGCACAACACGCCCUACCUGGACACGGCCAGCGCCUCGCUCAGCCUGAGCCGCAAACCCACCGACGGGGCCAUCCCCUACCGUCUCUGCCAGGACGAGCUGGGCCUGCACUUCCUCUGCGCCGACGUGCCCAUGUACCGCGUCAUCGAGACCCCGGACGUCCCGGCGCUCACCCAACACCUCCAAUUCCAGCCGCUCUACCCCUUCGGCCUCAAAAUCAGGGUUCCCAGGGACACCCCCAUCAGCCAAUUCCGCCUGGCGCACGUCGCGGAACUCGCCAAGGUGCACUCGCCCAUUAUCUUCGAGGGCCUGGAUCCGAUGCAGUAUACCGCUGCGAUUGCGGAUGAUUUCCGCCGCAUCGCAGGGGGCGGGCUGUCGCUGAGCAUCCUGCACGAGGGGGUCGCAACGACCACGCCGACGACCAGGAACCAGCACCCGGGCGAGAGCGCCGCGGCGUCGUAUUUCGUGCAAAUUUCGGCCGCGACGGGCGACGACGCGCAGCCCGCGCUUCUGCCGUUUAUCGAGGCGGCGGCUGCGCUGGACGAUGUGCGGUAUCGGGUGUUGCAUCGGUGGCAGGCGGGCCAUGCGGUUGUCGCGGACCAUCGCGUUGCGCUGCCGGUGCAUCUGAGUCCGUCCAGUUUGAGGGUCCUGCGUGGGGGGGUUUAA
This is a messenger RNA of Aspergillus thermomutatus, 1647 nucleotides long. Its product is annotated as isocyanide synthase family protein. The record is from RefSeq and is a predicted model, not a curated record. The transcript has a single exon. Bases 1 to 1647 code for a protein of 548 amino acids. Lineage: Eukaryota; Fungi; Ascomycota; Eurotiomycetes; Eurotiales; Aspergillaceae.